Messenger RNA from Cydia splendana, 4033 nucleotides. RefSeq names its product rho GTPase-activating protein conundrum (gene conu). The coding region runs from base 239 to 1993 and encodes 584 amino acids. Gene Ontology annotation, molecular function: GTPase activator activity. Gene Ontology annotation, cellular component: cytoplasm. Gene Ontology annotation, biological process: regulation of small GTPase mediated signal transduction; regulation of actin filament polymerization; signal transduction. The transcript is spliced from 12 exons. NCBI's taxonomy places the organism in Eukaryota, Metazoa, Arthropoda, Insecta, Lepidoptera, Tortricidae. The record is from RefSeq and is a predicted model, not a curated record.
CGCACGUUGUAUUGUCCGUUUAAAAGUUUUACGUGAAUAAACUUAUCGAGUGCUUAGUAUCGAAAAACAAAUCGAGUUAUUAUAAUCGAAACGAAGUGCUGUGAAACAAGUGUGGAGUUGGAUUCGAGUUAAUGCUUCAAUUAGUUUAGGUAAAAGUGAGUGUGGACGUUCAAUCAGAAGUAGAUUAGGCUGUAUGUACUGCUAGCUGUUUGUGAGUUGUGAGCUUGAGGCGUUACGGAUGUUGAAGCUGGUAUCCCCCGAACUCCGUAUGGCGCUGCCGCUGCCCCGCGCGCCGGACCCGGUGCUGGCCGCCUACUGGGCCGAGUACGAGGACCUUUGCCGGCUCAGCCAACAACUUACGGACGAUGAUGACAAUCUUUAUGAAGAAGGCGAGCUCGAAACAGAAUGGCUGCAAGCCGCCGGCCUCGGUUCCCUGGCCGCGCCGUUCCAGGCCGGCCUCGAAGUCACCGAGGCCCAGCUGGGUGAGGCCGUAAGGCCGCUGCCCAGAGAACAAGCCGCUGCGGUUAGGAGACGAGUCCGACGGCUGAAUAGGACCGUGCGGCGGCGGCGUGCGGCCUCCAGGGCCAGGAAACCCGAUAUUAGGGAUGUCUUCAGGGAUUUGGAGAACUCGAGUGGCAGCGAGCCGAGGUCCCGAAGCGCGACGCCCGACUCCUUGGAUUCUUUGCCCAGUGGGGGCUCCGGCAGCCCCCCAGUAGAAUGGGCCGAUCACACACCUCCAGAUUUUGUCGACAGUUUCCCUCCGACCGGCACACACUCUCCCCUGGCCCGCACGCCGUCCGCCCCCGCGGCGCCGAGACGGGCGCGUCUCUCUCCACCUGCCUUGGAACCUCCACUACCCAUGCACGAGCUGUUCAAGCCGAAUGACUUGCAUUGGGCUGAUAUAGCUACGAAUACUGAGGGCAUCGAACUCCUAGGUUACCAAAGAUACGGGACUGUCCAGGGUCCAAGAAUAGGCAAGGAGCGAAUCAACGGAUCAAUACUGAAGGACAACGACCCUUUCGUCAAGCACACUGUUGUGUCGCGGGCAAAAAGCGCGGCGUCCGUGCAGCAACCACUCAGCUUCGAACACAAGUUUAACCUGGACCGGCAGAUGAUGGACCACGAUGAGGAAUGGCCUGAAGACGGCAGCGUAGUGGACGUGGAAAGCAUCGGCGAACCUCAGCUGAAGCGUCUGCCGCAACUCCUCCUGCUGGAGCUGACUGCACUCUUCGAUAAAUACUCGCUGCCCUUCCAGAAGAGGAAACCGCCUAAGAAGAAGAGGAAAGAAGAAGGCUCAGUAUUCGGAGUAUCCCUCGAAACUUUACUCCGCAAGGACAUGCUUCUAUGGGAGGAAACCUGGAGUUCCGUGCCCGGAGUUCUGCGGGCGUUAGCCGGCACGCUGGCCAAGCGGGCGACAGAUGAGGGGCUGCUGCGCGUAGCUGGGAAUAAGCACAAGAUCGAAGCGCUCUGCCAACUGAUAGAGCGUUCCUGGUACACGGAGAACCGUGGCGCAGUAGAGGCAGCUUUAGCUGCUGCAAGCAGCCACGACCUGGCAGCAGUCUUCAAACGGCUGCUGCGGGCGUUGCCGCAGCCUCCGCUCACGCAGGAGCUGAUGAGGCUCUUCUACCACACGUAUGCCCUGACGGGCCCGCCGCAAGGCCGCGCGCUCAACCUGCUGGUGCUGCUGCUGCCUCCCUCGGCGCGCGCCACGCUGCGCUGCAUCCUGACGCUCGCGCGCGACAUCGUGGCGCGCGCCGCCACCAACAAGAUGAGCGCGCACAACGUCGCCAUGAUCAUAGCGCCGGCGCUCUUCCCGCCCAGCCUCCUGAUAAAGCAGUCGGACAGCCUGGAGACCCAGCUAGCCACGGCAGCGAACAGCUGCCACGUCACUGAAGCCCUCAUGCGCUGGUGCGAACAGCUCUGGCUCAUCCCCGCUUCUAUCCUGGCGGCUUCUCAGCGAAAACCUUCGCCGCACCGUAGGAACCAUAUCUGACUUUAUCCUUUAAGGAUUAAGGUGCUUAAUCGUUUGCGCUAGCGAGCGUGGUGAUGUCACAAAUACGCACUUUAGUAAUCAUAGUUUAGGCUAUGCUGGAAAACUAAAGGUGCUAAUUCGAUUGCGUAAGAUGUCAAAUGGCGUGCCAAAACAAAAGACGCGCGAAUUCAAGAUGGCGGGUCAAAUUGGACGCUGUGCGUCAAAGAAAAAUCUCGCGUGCUUGUUUUGUAAGUUUGCAUGCUUUUUAAAGUAUUUUGGCCAAGAUUAUAAAUAACAUACUUGGUUAUAUUUGAAGUUUUAAGCAUGACCAAAUAUGUUUGGUUGUUUACUCCACUAUUUCUAUAAGUUUUUAAUUUUGACAUUAAAAUGCAAUAAAUUAGGUUGGUAGAGGUCAUUCGCACUUGUCAAGGGGUGCAUAUUGAACAAUUUUAUUAUAAUGAGUGAUAUGAUAUUUAAUGUUAACGCAUAUAUACUCCGUGUUAAUAAUGUUAACGCAUUUAGUGUGGUAUAUAAUUGUGAAUGGGAUGCCAAAUAUUCAUCUUGUUUUAGUGAAAUAACCAGUUUUAGUUAAUGUUAAAUUCCGUAAAAUCGUCCUCUUAUAAAAGAAAGUUUGCAUUAAAAGAUGUCAUUGGUUAUUCAAUUGUUUUAGGUGAGUGGACGUGAAUCCAUGAAAAAAUAUUAUGAAAUAUUUUUUUAUUUUACAGUAGAACCUCGCUAAUCAGGACGGGCAAAUAACCGGUCGUUGGUGGAUUUCUGUUAUAAAAAUCACUAACCGUGCCUUCGGGUAAUUCCGAAAAAAGACAACCACAACGAAACAUGAGUGAUUUUCAAAUGAUUUUCGAUAUUACUCAAUUUCCGAGAUUACCCUAAUACAUUAAGUAGGUAUACUUACACAAAUAAAAAGAUUUAUGUGUAUUACAUUAAUUAAACUAUAAGGGAAAUAAAUCACUAAAAACAUGUUAAGUACACUGACUAUACUGUUCUGCUUUACAUUUUCGCACUUCAUUCCGAAGGUAAUCUAAGUCGGGAAAGAAAGUUAAAAAUUACGUAGAUAACUAUCAAAGUGAAAUGUCACUUAGCCCGAGACCGUCCAGAUUACAGCGAUCACCGGAUUAGCAGGGUCCGAAUUAGCGAGGCUCUACUGUAUUAUAAAUAUAUUUGAAUGUGUAUAAAAGUGUGUGGUGCCAUUUUUCGGCUCGUUUCGAAUUCCUAGUUACCGUUUUGGAUAAUUGAAAUUUACUAUUGGUUCUAUCGCCGUGGUGCCUUGUAUUGUUUCGUUAGUGAUAGUGAGAAUACAGAAUACAUAAGUGACGCACUUAGUUAUAAGAUCGACCGGGUUAAAUGCAACUAUGGAAUUAUUGCGUUUAUUUGAGUUCAUUUCUUAAACGUGAAUUACAAGAGCUCCCAUUAUCUAAUGAUAAAAGCCUUAGCUACUUGGAAAUAAAACUUAACAUAGAGGGCGUUCCGACCAAUCGCAUUCGAGAAAUAAAUCACAGUUGCAAUAAUCCCAUAGUUGCAUUUAUCCCGGUUAAACUUACAACUAACCAAACCUUAUUAAAUUUUUAUAUUGUUAGAGGAAUAUAAUUAUGAGAUCUAAGCCCCUAAUCUCUUUAAUGAGCUUUUUCUGAGUAUAUUUAAGUUUAACUUAAUUAUUCCCUAUUUAUUACUUGCUUUUGAGAGUAAUAUUUAAUUUAUAAAUAAAAUGAAUAAUUACAAUUUUAUAACAUAACCGGAUGGUUAUGUUAUAAAACAAUAAUUUAUCCAUCACAAAAAAUAUAUAAAUCUCCCUGUAUUUUUUUUUUUAUUUUAUUUUGACAGGUUUGUUAAAUGCGUCACUCGUGUAUAAUUUUACUAUUAUGAUAUUUAUGAUAAUACCUAUUAUUAAGUUGUAAAUACUAUGAUAGUUAUUGUAAAAUAUAUUACCAAUACUUUGACUAGGCAAGCAAAGACUGACUUGGUGUAUUAUUAUUAAGAUAAUGUCUAUUGAUAUUAAGUUGUAUUUACUUCCAUUAUUAAAUAAAAUGCAUAUUAUUUACAAAA